AUGUUGUUGUUCUCCAAAGACCAGGAACUCUUGGAGUAUAUCAAUGAGGUCUUUUGUGCUCAACGAGGACACCGAAUGUUGGUCUACGAGUACAUGAACCGCGGUUCACUCGACCGGAACCUCUUCGGAAGUGCUGGACAGCCGGUUUUGGAAUGGCAAGAGAGAUUAGACGUUGCACUUGGAACAGCGCGCGGACUCGCUUAUCUUCAUAGCGGAUGUGAGAAAAAGAUAAUUCACUGUGAUAUCAAACCAGAGAAUAUUCUUCUGCAUGAUCAAUUUCAAGCUAAUAUAUCUGAUUUCGAUCUUUCGAAGCUUCUCAGUCCUGAACAAUCUGGUUUAUUCACAACAAUGCGAGGAACUCGCGGUUAUCUUACUCCGAAAUGGCUAACAAACUCAGCAAUAUCUGAAAAAACUGAUGUAUACAGUUACGGAAUGGUGUUUCUUGAACUGAUCAGUGGUAGAAAAAACUGUUCAUUCAGAUCCAAAACUCACAGCAUGGAUGAUGAACACAACAACAGCAGUGGAAACAAUGGAAAUUCUUCAAACUCGUCAACGACGGAACUUGUUUAUUUUCCACUAUUCGCAUUAGAGAUGCACCAACAAAAGAGUUACAUGGAUUUAGCCAAUCCAAGACUAGAAGGACGUGUUACAUUUGAUGAAGUUGAGAAACUUGUUCGUAUUGCAUUGUGUUGUAUUCAUGAAGAUCCAACACUUAGACCAAACAUGGUUACUGUUGUAGGAAUGUUGGAAGGUGGAACACCAUUGCCACAACCUAGGAUGGAGUGUUUGAAUUUCUUGAGAUUCUAUGGUCAAAGGUUUUCUGAGGCUUUUGUUGUAGUUGAAGAAAAUGAACAUGGUCCUGUGAGGGUUCAGCAGCCACGUGACUUAAUAGGGUUGGUUAGUGGGUUUUCUUACAUAUCUUCACAACAAAUAUCAGGGCCAAGAUAG
Messenger RNA from Lathyrus sativus (Indian pea), 948 nucleotides. The record is from the annotation of a GenBank genome assembly. NCBI's taxonomy places the organism in Eukaryota, Viridiplantae, Streptophyta, Magnoliopsida, Fabales, Fabaceae.